Messenger RNA from Nicotiana tabacum (common tobacco), 495 nucleotides. NCBI's taxonomy places the organism in Eukaryota, Viridiplantae, Streptophyta, Magnoliopsida, Solanales, Solanaceae. The record is from RefSeq and is a predicted model, not a curated record.
AUGAGUAUGAUGGGUAAGCUAACGUUCUUCCUUGGACUACAAAUUCAACAAUCUAAAGAAGGAACCUUUAUAUGUCAGACCAAAUACACAAAAAAGCUUAUUCAAAAAUUUGGUAUGAGCAAUGCAAAAUCCAUUGGCACACCAAUGAGCCCUUCUACAAAUCUAGACAAAGACGAACAGGGUAUUCCUGUUGAUGAAACUAAAUAUCGUGGAAUGAUUAGAUCACUGUUGUAUCUGACAACAAGUCGAUCGGAUAUUAUGUUCAGCAUAUGUAAAUGUGCUAGGUUUCAGUCAGCUCCUAAGGAAUCACAUUUGACCACCGUAAAAAGAAUCAUUCGAUAUCUCAUUGGGACUGUAUCUCAUGGACUAUGGUAUCUUCGCUCUAAGUCUUUUAAAUUAGAAGGUUUUUCAGAUGCUGACCUUGCAGGUGAUAAGGACUAUAGAAAAAGCACAAGUGGCACAUGUCAAUUACUGGGAAAGGCAUUGAUAUCCUAG